AUGUCUGCACAACUCUUCUCGUCUAAAGCUCACCAAACAACUCCAUUCUCGCAAAAGAAAACUAAAUUUGAUUGCGAUAUUUGCUCUAAGCAACUUUCGUCAAUAUACAGAUUGAACACCCAUAGGGAAAGCGUUCACAAAGCUCCAGGAGUCUAUUCGGAACUGGGAAUGAAUAAAAAAGAAGCGAGAAUGGAACGGGCCAUUCAUAAAUGCAGAAUUUGCCAAAAAGAGUACUGCCGGAGAAACAGCUUGACGAUACAUUUUAGAGAGAAACACGGAAACCAACCAAUCACGUCGGAACAACGGACAAAGACAACGUCUAUCAGAACAAAUGUAUUUGGAGGAAAUUCAACAGAGUGCUUGUUGUGUGAUGAACAGUUUAUGACUCGAGGAGCAUUGUUCAAGCAUAUGAACACCCAACACAGAGAUGAGUUGGAGGUUGCUGGAAUUCUCUGCCGAAUGUCUGAAUACGAGAAGACGACAGUCCCUCAGGAUGCGAAGAAAAACAAGGAAAAUAACUCGGUUACCUCCCAUAUCCCUGUUCCGGCUUCGAUCUCUAUUUGGGCUCCGAUUCUUGUUCCAACUCCGAUAUCUGUAUCAGCUCCGAUCUCUUUCCGGGCUCCGAUCUCUGUACCAGCUCCAAUUUCCGCUCCAGCUCCAGCUCCGCCAGUGACUCAAAAUGUCGUUGGGAAGCAGGAACUUAUGAUCGAAAAAAUCAUGAAAAAGAAACCGCUUUUCAGUGUUGAAAAUAUUCUCAAAAUUUAG
Caenorhabditis briggsae is the source of this 765-nucleotide messenger RNA. The transcript is spliced from 4 exons. Gene Ontology annotation, biological process: regulation of transcription by RNA polymerase II. Gene Ontology annotation, molecular function: sequence-specific DNA binding; DNA-binding transcription factor activity, RNA polymerase II-specific. Gene Ontology annotation, cellular component: nucleus. The coding region runs from base 1 to 765 and encodes 254 amino acids. NCBI's taxonomy places the organism in Eukaryota, Metazoa, Nematoda, Chromadorea, Rhabditida, Rhabditidae. The record is from RefSeq and is a predicted model, not a curated record.